CACCCUCAGUGUGUGUCUCCGGGCCGGCUGAUUCUCGCCUCAGUUACACUGGCACAGGCAGCCCUGUCUUUACAGCCGCUCUUUGGGAAUAUGUGUGUGGAGAAGGACACCUCGGAUUGCCCGCUCUCAGGCUCCGUCUCCUCUGAGGAGAUCCAGACCCUGAACGACAUCGGCACCGCCGCCGAUGCGCCAUCCAGCCCGGCGGAGAAAUUCCGGGCGCUGUACCGCUUGCGCCCUCACAUCGCGGCGGGGGUGCUGAGCUUCGGCUAUGUGGUGAAUUACAUGGACCGGUACACAGUGGCAGGUGUACUGGCAGACAUCCAGAGACACUUUGGAGUGAGUGACAGCAAAUCCGGAUUGUUGCCUACAGUUUUCAUCUGCAGUUUCAUGGUGGCCACUCCAAUCUUUGGUUUCCUUGGCGACCGCUUCAACAGGAAGUUCAUCUUGAGCUGUGGGAUAUUUUUCUGGUCAGCUGUUACCCUUAUCAGCUCCUUCAUCACCAAGCCGAACUUUUGGCUGUUUCUCAUUUCAAGAGCUUUGGUCGGUUUUGGUGAGGCCAGUUACUCCACAAUCGCUCCCACCAUCAUUGCUGACAUGUUUUCCAAAGACACCAGGACCUGUAUGCUGUCCUUCUUCUACUUUGCCAUUCCACUAGGAAGUGGACUUGGGUACAUUCUUGGAUCCUGCGUGACACAGGCGUCUGGAGACUGGCACUGGGCACUGCGGGUGACUCCAGCCAUGGGCUUUGCGGCAGGGACCCUCAUCAUCCUACUCGUACCAGAACCAAAGAGGGGAGCAGCAGAACAACAUAUGGUGCAGCUCCGAGCCAGUACAUCAUGGUGCAAAGAUAUGAAGGCCGUGAUUAAGAUUCCGAGCUUUGUGUUCUCCACUCUGGCCUCGGCCUCCGUGUCCUUUGCCACUGGUGUCCUGGGGAUGUGGAUCCCGUUGUACCUGUUCCGUGCGGAGGUUGUACAGAAGAACAUCGAGCCCUGCACUGUGGAGCCCUGCAGUGGCAGAGACAGUUUGAUCUUUGGAGCAAUUACUUGUGUCACUGGGUUCCUCGGACUGAUUGUGGGUGUUGCAGCGACAAGAUGGUACCGCACUAAAAGCUCCCGGGCCGACCCGCUGGUCUGUGCGUUUGGAAUGCUCAGCUCAUCCAUCUUCAUCAGCCUGAUCUUUGUGUUUGCCCGGUUCAAUAUCGUGGGAGCCUAUAUGUGUAUAUUUAUCGGAGAAACACUCCUCUUUUUGAACUGGGCCAUCACAGCAGAUAUCCUCAUGUAUGUUGUUAUUCCAACCCGUCGCUCAACAGCUGUAGCCUUGCAGAGUUUCACCUCUCACUUGCUUGGAGAUGCAGGCAGCCCCUACUUAAUCGGUGUUAUCUCGGACGUGAUUAGACAGAGUAAGCCCGAUUUGGAUCUGUGGGUGUUCCUCAGUCUGGGUUACGCCCUCAUGCUGUGCCCGUUUAUCGUUGUCCUAGGAGGGACCUUCUUCUUGGCAACAGCCCAUUUCAUUGUGCAGGACCGAAACAGAGCUCAUCAACAGGUGGAAGAGAUGAAGCUGGUUUCUGUGAAAGUUUAGUCAGCCAAGGCUGGAGCAGGUGAAAAUGGCUCACAACUCAGCGACUUUCGCCUUCAAACGACAGCGCAGUUUAUCAUCAGUGCGUAACGGGACCAGUCGACUGCCGAGGAAGUGGUGAAUCGCCCAAAGAGCGUAGGGGACGGCACAACUUUCAAAGGGUCUCAACUAUAAGGAACCUCUCCCCUUUAGGGAUGCAGCCUCUCGUUCUCUUUCAAUUACGGAAAUCGCUGCGUGUAAGAACAGUCUGAAAAUUUUGCAUUUGUCCCUGGUUUUAUUUUUUCCACGAGGUUAUGCACUAGGGUGUCAAGACCUGAUCUCCGGGUUUGGAGCCAUGUUUCAACUCCAAAGAACAAGAGAAUGCCGCCAAUCUCUGCUUCAACAACGUGGAGCUACGUGUGAUCAAAAUAAGGCAAGCGUUCUGAUAAGUGUCGAAGACACGAAAUAUUAUUCCUUUCAUUUAAUGCUGCAGGUUAGAGUUGUCUCUAGGAGAUAACUAAAGUGCAUUGCGGGGAGCAGCUGAAAUCUCCACCCCCACGACAACUACACAGAAAAACCCGACUGUACAUAUUACCCUUAAAUGAGAGAGCACUUUGAGCUGUACUACACUGGAAUGCCGACUUGCCUGUUACUUAUGGAUGUGCUGGUAAUAGGAAUAAUAGCAACCAGUGAAUUGAGUUUCAGCAUUAAGGUGUAUUAAGACUCUGUGAUUUUUGUACUAAUGCCAGUGAUAGCAAUGUAACCACUGGCUUAUGAAUAUGCACUAAAAAUCCCUUGAAGUGAAUCAAGCUGCACUAAGCAAUCUUCAACUCUUUCUUUCUACACCUACUUUCUAAAAUUAUAUCAGAUUGAAGCCAAUGAACAGGUCAAGGUUGAAGGCAGAUAGGCAGCAUGCAAUGUCUAAACUCCUUUUAAAUGCAGCAACCAAUUUGACAUCAUCUAUUCUUAUUGCUUUCUUGAAGACGGGUCCCAGUGAGUAGUUUCUAGUCAUUCCUCAACCUUCUGCUCUUUUAAGAUGUAAGUGAUGAAUCCCAUAACAGAAACUAUAUUGUGCAACUCCCCACAAUUUCCUCUCCAUUUCUCUCUCAAAGGCAUCUUUACCCAAGUAGCUAUCCAUCAAGUUCCUGUCAGCAAUCCCUUUCACCAAGGAGGUCCUCUUCCAAAUUUCCCUCCCUGUAACGUCCAGGAGGUAUCAUUGUAUUCAGUGUAUUUUUCCUGUUUCUGAGCCUAGGGAGAUCAAGGACACUUGUAAGUCGAGUGCCACUUGGUUUGAGAUGUAACCUGGUAUCUUCCAGGCUACGUGGCUGAGUAUUGCACCAUCUACUGUUUCACUGCAAUGGAUUAACAAUAUUAGGGUAGAUAUGUUUAUGGACAGAAUGUCCUGUUACAGAAAAAAGACCAACUUAAAACAAUUAGAGGCAAAAAAAAUUAAGGUAAGAGUAAUAUAAGAACUGAUCUAUCAAGUGUGGGUAAAAACUGCAAAAGUGUGUUUUCCAUGUUGUGCUAACUUGCUGAUACAUGUAACUCUUUUGAGUACAAACACGUUUCCAUCUGUUCCUAUUCAGAUGAAGUUACAUUGUUUCAUAGUUUGCCAUUUUGAGAUUUGAACUCUUGUUCUUGGGAUUACAAGCCCAGUACUAUAACCACUUGGCUAUUUAGGCCAAGCCUUGCUGAUACAUGUAUUAGAAUCAAUUGAUUUCCCUUUUUAAAGCAGUAAUUAGGUUUGUUUUCUUUUUUUUAAAUAUUCUUAUUUCUUCCGUGCCUCCUGUUAACUGUCUCCCACCACCCUCUUAGUUUUAGAUGUUGCUGCAGAAUCCUCAGUAGUUCAGGCAUGUACAGGUGCGAACCACAAGUAUUUGGUCACCAACUGUAACAUCUACAAAUUCCAACCAAAUUAUUUGCAUGCAAGCAAUAAUGGAUGACAAAAUAAUUUAUUGGAAAAACUGGCCUCUCUGGAAUGUGCUAGUCACAUGAAUUGCUGCUGCUCAUGAACUGGGUGGUUAGCAGGCAAUCCUGCUGCAGGAGUACAGCCAGCACAGGCCUCUCCCUGUACUUUUACACAUCGAGUCACUUCAUGCUGUUACCAUUGCAAUGACAUUCACUCAGUAAAAAUAAUAAAGAUGGCAGAAAUGAGAUGAAAUUUAUGAAAAGGUCCUCUUGGCAAUAGUUAGCUCUAAUGUCCUUGAAAUGCAGCCUACCUUCUAAACUGCUAAACUGAGAAGCCAACUUAUUAGGCCUCAUCGCCCUGUCCAGUGUCUUGGUUCAUCAAGACUAUGAGCUACGUCUUCUCUGAAGAUAAUAUUGAUCAAAUCGUGCCUAUGUUGAAAGUUUAACUAAUUUUCAAAACGUAUCAUGUAAUUCCACCAUUCUAGGUUGUUAGUGACAGUGAAACUUGGGACCACUCUGGAAACAAGGCACCAGUGAAUCCAUCGCUUGCAUUCAAUGUUAAAAGUGAUUAUAUUUAAACAUAGGAAUGGGGUGUGAUAUACAACUUGCAUCGAGUUUAGCCUUAGGCCUUCAAGAAAAUGUGCAAUUUUUUUUUAUUAUACCAUAGGUUUUAGGGACAAGCAGGUAACAGAAGGUCCAUGGUGCUGAGGAAUACUUAGCAGUAGGGAGAAGUUAAUGGCUUAAGGGGUAUAACGCUCCUCAGCUACAAAUUAACAGCUCAGAACCUAUCCAAAAAUUCAUGUCCUACCAUAUAUCACAGUGGCCCACCAACUGAUAAUGAUGCAGGAAAAGACAGUCAUGAGAUUAGGUGCUAUUAUCAAAAUUGGUGUUGUCCGAUAUAGAUUACUGACUAACCACAGAUGUUGUAAUACUUACAGUGCUUUGGUUACAUGCUCCAAUUUUAGUAGAAUGUGCUUUACACACUACAGAUAAAUGCACUUCACAUGUGGAUAUUUGCUUACAUCUACUACCAUUCAGUAACCCAGGAAGUAACACAUGCACAAGUAUCAAGGAAACUGACAGUUUCCAAAAAAAAUACACAAAGGUCAAAAGUUCACAUACAAACAUCAUGCUCAAUGCUUGUACCAAGAUCAUAUAACCAAUGACAGUGUCUUAAUUACUGAUUAAAAUUGCAAUUAGCUUCAUCAUGUGGUUAGUGGCUAAUGUAAUGGACAACGCUGAGCUAAACCAUCCAAUGAAACAGCCAGUACUGUUAAUGCAAGCAUCAGAUCAAAGUACAAUUUCUCAGUUGUGGGUUAAGAUGUUAUCUGGUGUGUUGUGAAUGUUUGAAAUUAUUGACAAGACAUUCCUCAAGAGAGACUGCUUUCCUUCCUACAUAGUUUGUACUUAUUACUCAUACCUUACACAGAAGGAAUUAUGUAAAUUCUAUGAUUCAGAGUUUGCCAAAUUGUAAAUUAAAAGUACUAUCCAAUGCCAAAAGCGAUUUGUUCACUUAACCUAUCAGUCUUUACCCUCUCCUGCAAGACUUCCAAUUGCUGCUGCCUGAUUUUCUAUAACUGAACUAUAUAUGAUAGGUUGUGUUGAAUUUUAUUUUGUGUAAUAUGCAUUUGUUCCUGUAUAAAUUCUAUUCACACUGUUCAAGUGUCUGAGAUUUCUUGUCAAACAAGAACUUUUUUGUAAAAGUAAAUCUAUUUUAUCUGAUUAUUUCAGGUAUAUUUUAUUGUUUAAAGCCAAAGUAUAUAAAUUAUACACACAAAUAUAGCUCAAAUGUAUCUAUACUCAUGUAAGUUAAUAAACUAUUUGAAUGCA
Carcharodon carcharias (great white shark) is the source of this 5292-nucleotide messenger RNA. RefSeq names its product protein spinster homolog 2-like. Gene Ontology annotation, cellular component: membrane. The record is from RefSeq and is a predicted model, not a curated record. Bases 91 to 1578 code for a protein of 495 amino acids. Gene Ontology annotation, biological process: lipid transport; sphingosine-1-phosphate receptor signaling pathway; transmembrane transport. The transcript is spliced from 13 exons. Lineage: Eukaryota; Metazoa; Chordata; Chondrichthyes; Lamniformes; Lamnidae. Gene Ontology annotation, molecular function: transmembrane transporter activity; sphingolipid intramembrane carrier activity.